Molecule: messenger RNA, 1057 nt
Organism: Anopheles arabiensis
Lineage: Eukaryota; Metazoa; Arthropoda; Insecta; Diptera; Culicidae
Exons: 4
Coding region: 411-908 (165 amino acids)
Source: RefSeq, a predicted model, not a curated record
UCGGUACGUUCGCGUGUACGCGCAAUCGAAGAAAGUGUUUUGGUGCGACGCGCGCGCGACUCGCACUGGACCAAACGCGAAGCUUGAGAUCUCGAUCUUGCGCGUGCAGGACCUUUGCUGAAGCGCAACUCGCCGAAUUGGGUGAGCCGGUUGGGUGGAUUUAAGCGAAAGUGAAAAUAGAUCACACCCAUUGCGGUCACCGUUUGCGAUGGUGGUGCACGCAGCGGCGGGUUGGUGAAAAGCUGCGAAAAGAGGCCGUGUGCGUGUGAUAACGGUUGGCAAACCAGAACCAAACCUCCUCCUAUAUAGGGCUUUGGGAGUCGCGGUGGUGAUACUCGAAGCAAGAGUUAUGUAAAGAGUGACUUUUUUUUGUUGGUUUUGCGCAAAACGGACAACGCUACACAGCUACGAUGGGAUGGAGAUUAAUCAUUCUCGGAAUAGUAACGCUCGGCUCGCUGUUCACGUUACAUCUUCUAGCGCAAGACUUUAUGAAACUAUCGAAGCCGCUGUUCAUGUCGUCCGGGAAGCGAGAUCUGGGCCCAUCGUUACGCUACAAUCGAACCGCCGCACUGUUGGAUUUUGAGUCAAAAAUCAACUGGAACAAAAUCCUGCAAACGGAUCCACUCAAGUGUGCAUUUUCCCUCGUCUGCCAGCUGGCCGCCGGUGCCGAACCGCAGGACGCGCAGGCAAAGAUAAUUUAUGAAUUUAUCGCGUUUAGUGUAGAGAACAGCAAAACGGUUCCGGCACCACUGAGGGAAUCGUUCGAGAACGGGCUGCAGUACAACGACAACCUGAAGGCGAAGGAUAACUACAAGCAAUGUUACCGGCGCUAUCCACUGUGCCUGUACUCGGCCCGGACGAUGCUUCGGUUUAUGAGUCUGUUUGGCAGGGAGGCGGAUGAGAAGUAGAGUUUAGAGGAGUAAAUUAAUUGCCAAGGAAUUGGGGUGUCCCUUUUUGGCGGAGAAAAUACAAAAUUAGUUGUAAGCAUCACAUCAGCGAACGAGACCCUCUAUUCAGUAUGUAAUAAAGACGAAAAUCGUAACAUUUACAUUCAAAA